AUGACUGAUAGCGACGAUGACGGCUACGACGACGGCCCAAUGGGCCUCAACCUGACCGGCUUCCUAUUCGGAAACAUCGACGAAUCCGGCAAUCUGGAAAACGAUGUGUUCGAUUUAGAAACCCAGAGGCAACUGGCCUCUUUGGGAAGACUGGCGUUUGGCUCAAUCCUAAAAGAAGUAAUUGGCGAAGAGAAAAUCCAAGAUACAGAAAGCGAUAGUGGAUCGCAAUUGCAAGACAAUGAUUCUGAAUCGUAUUUUUCUCAAACUUAUGAUCAGAAGUCCCCAACAGCCGAAGAUUUCUUCGACAUUAAUGAAACCGCAGACGAUGAAGACUACGAUGCCGACGACGAAACUCGAAAUGAUAAAAGCCUGAUGCCACCGCCUCCUUUGCCUUCAACUUCAUCACCAGAAAACGCUGUAGUUGAAAAACGCAAGCUUGAAACUCCCCUAGCAGCAAUGCUGCCUUCCAAAUACGCCAACGUCGACGUUACAGUACUUUUUCCCGAUUUCAGACACGGAAAAGUGCUGAGAUUUUCACGCCUAUUCGGUCCGGGCAAGCCAAACAGUUUGCCCAACAUUUGGAAAAACGUCAGAAAAAAACGUCGGAAGCGAAAACAAAAAGAAAAUCAACCCGAAUCUGAUUCUUCAGACGAAGAAAAACCUAAAAACAGAGGCUGGUUUUUUGACUAUGCCAAUAAUGUACCUCCUGAAGGAAUUAAGAGCGACGAUGAAGAAAAAUUCCUCAAACCAGCCGAACAACAAAACGAAUCCAGCAAGGAAGACUUGGAGAAAAAGGACGAGUCGGGCCCCAAAGCUGCAGACUGGCGUUUCGGGCCCGCUCAAAUCUGGUACGACAUGUUGGAAGUCCCAGAAACUGGAGACGGAUUCAAUUACGGCUUUAAAAAUAGCGAAGAAUCAAUCAAAGUACAGUCGCCUAAGAGAGAAGAACCAGCUAAAGAGGAACCAUAUCCUGAUGAUGCUUUUUUGAUGGUCACCCAACUACAUUGGGAGGAUGAUGUUGUGUGGGAUGGAAAUGACAUCAAACAUAAGGUCAUGCAAAAAUUGAACAGCAAAACGAAUGCAGCGGGUUGGGUACCGAGUAGCGGCAAUAGGACAGCUCAAGCUUUCAGUCAACCGGGCAAAGUGGGUACCAGUAAUAUUCGGAUGCCGCCAACUCCCAGUCCUACAGUGAUCAAAUCCAAAAAGGACAUUAUUCCACCGAAACCCUUGAGAGUGGAACCGGAACAAGACGACACUUGGUACUCGAUUUUUCCAGUAGAAAACGAAGAUUUGGUUUAUGGUAGAUGGGAAGAUGACGUAAUUUGGGACACUGAAAACAUGAAGAACAUCCCGAAACCGUCGAUUCUAACGCUGGAUCCUAAUGAUGAAAACAUCAUUUUGGGUAUUCCAGACGAUAUUGAUCCUUCUAAGCAAAUAGCGGGGCAACCGACGCCGGUUAAAGUAAAAAUACCGCACCCGCACGUUAAAAAAUCAAAAAUCCUACUAGGCAAAGCUGGCGUUAUUAACGUGCUUCAAGAAGACACACCACCGCCUCCUCCUAAAUCUCCAGACCGUGACCCUUUUAACAUUUCCAAUGAUAUCUAUUAUCAACCAAGAACAUCCGAAUCUACCAUGCGGCUUAAAGUAGGUGGAGCAAAUCUGAUCCAACAUUCCACUCCAGUAGUGGAACUGCGUGCUCCAUUUGUCCAAACCCACAUGGGCCCUACGCGCCUUAGAAACUUCCAUAGACCAGCCCUAAAACGAUUUUCGCACGGUCCUUUAGCUUUUCCAGGACCUCACCCUGCUCUCCCAUUAGUAAAGCACAUCAAGAAAAAAGCCAAAGUCCGAGAACAAGAACGUAUGGCUUCAGGCGGUGGAGACGUUUUCUUCAUGCGAACAGCCGAAGAUCUUACUGGAAGAGACGGCGACAUUAUUUUGGUUGAAUUUUGCGAAGAGCAUCCGCCUCUUAUGAACCAAGUGGGCAUGUGCUCCAAAAUCAAAAACUACUACAAAAGAAAAGCAGCUAAAGACUCAAACCCUCCCACUUAUAAGUAUGGUGAAACCGCAUACGCACACACUUCGCCGUUUUUAGGCAUUCUCUUACCAGGCCAGUCAAUACAAACUGUGGAAAACAACAUGUACCGAGCGCCCAUUUACAAUCACCAAAUACCUUCUACAGAUUUCUUGGUCAUAAGAACCAGACAGCAAUAUUACAUAAGGGAAAUCGACUCUUUAUUUGUAGCAGGUCAAGAAUGUCCCUUGUACGAAGUCCCUGGCCCCAAUUCCAAAAGAGCCAAUAAUUUCGUCAGAGAUUUUUUGCAAGUGUUCAUCUACCGCUUGUUCUGGAAAAGUCGCGACAAUCCGAGACGUAUAAAAAUGGACGACAUCAAACGCGCAUUUCCUUCCCAUUCAGAAAGCAGCAUAAGAAAACGUCUAAAACUGUGCGCAGACUUCAAACGAACAGGCAUGGACUCUAACUGGUGGGUCAUCAAACCCGAAUUCCGGCUACCCACUGAAGAAGAAAUUCGCGCCAUGGUUUCGCCUGAACAAUGCUGCGCUUACUUUAGCAUGGUGGCCGCCGAGCAAAGGCUCAAGGACGCCGGCUACGGGGAAAAAUUCAUUUUGACCGCGGCGGAAGACGACGACGAAGAAAUGCAACUGAAAAUGGACGACGAAGUCAAAGUGGCGCCUUGGAAUACGACCAGAGCGUACAUUCAAGCCAUGAAAGGCAAAUGUUUGUUGCAACUUACUGGACCUGCUGAUCCUACGGGAUGUGGGGAGGGGUUUAGUUAUGUUAGGGUUCCUAAUAAACCUACGCAGAGCAAGGAGGAGCAAGAGUCGCAACCUAAAAGAACUGUUACAGGUACUGACGCUGAUUUAAGAAGACUGUCGCUGAACAACGCCAAAGCCCUUUUACGUAAAUUCGGCGUUCCAGAAGAAGAAAUCAAAAAACUGUCCCGUUGGGAAGUAAUCGACGUGGUGCGAACGCUGUCAACGGAAAAAGCCAAAGCUGGCGAAGAAGGCAUGGACAAAUUCUCGAGAGGAAACCGAUUCUCAAUAGCCGAACACCAAGAAAGAUACAAAGAAGAAUGCCAGAGGAUUUUCGAUUUGCAAAAUCGGGUCUUGGCAAGUGCGGAAGUGCUCAGUACGGACGAGGGUGAAAGCUCAGAAGACGAGAGCGACGAAGACAUUGAAGAGAUGGGCAAAAACAUCGAAAACAUGUUGGCCAAUAAGAAGACCAGCACUCAGUUGUCGUUGGAACGCGAAGAACAAGAACGUCAAGAAUUAAGAAAAAUGAUAAUGGAAGGCGAUAAGGAGCGCAAAGAAAAAAAGAAAGAAGAAGACGAAAGCCAGGAACAAGUAAACUACCCAAACCCAAAAGUCUUGAAAAUAAUCCGCACCUAUAAAAACGCUGAAGGCAAAGAGUACACUCGUUUGGAGUACGUCAGAAAGCCAGGCAUUAUCGACGUCUAUGUAAAAAUCCGCACCACGAAAGACGAAAACUUUAUCCGACAAUUUGCUACCAUAGACGAACUGCAAAAGGAAGAAAUGAAAAGGGAGAAACGUCGUAUCCAAGAGCAAUUGCGCCGCAUCAAACGCAACCAGGAAAAAGAGAGGCUCGGAAUUGGCCAUCAACAUCAUUCCUCCCACCGUGCUCAGACCCCCAACGUACCUGUGGAAAAACUACCCAAUCCGGCACACCAUCAAAGCUCUUCAUCGACAACCUCCACUCCGCCCACUCCUACCAAAGCUAUCAAGCAGGAAAGUCCACCCAAAUCCCGAAGAAAAACCAAACUUAAGCCUGAUUUGAAGCUUAAGUGUGGAGCUUGCGGACAGGUUGGACAUAUGAGAACCAAUAAAGCUUGUCCUUUGUAUCAGAAUAUAGGUGCAAAUUUAGGUAGUAUAGGUGGUAUUACAACCCCAAUGAACGUAUCCCAUUCAGAUGAACAAGAAGAAGAAACCGAUAAGCAAUUAAACACAGACGACGAAGAUUUGGUCAAUGUAGAAGGCACAAAAAUGAAAUUAUCCAGCAAACUGAUCAAGCACGCUGAAGAAAUGAAACGGCGCAGCCUUAUGCAGAAAGUACCCAAAGAUGCUUUUGGUAAAAAAAGGAAGAAAGGCCUGACAGAUUUGCAUUGUGACUACCUCAAAAAACCGUCAAAAUCGGCCAAUCGGCGUCGUACAGAUCCAGUUGUAGUCCUCUCAUCCAUCCUGGAAGCAAUCCUCAAUGAAAUGCGCGCCAUGCCUGACGUCCAACCUUUCCUAUUUCCAGUCAACCAAAAACUAGUUUUGGACUAUUACAAAAUCAUCCAACGUCCAAUGGACUUGCAAACGAUGCGAGAAAACCUCAGGCAGAAAAAGUACCAGAGCCGCGAAGAAUUUUUGGCCGAUGUUAAUCAAAUUAUGGAAAAUUCGACAUUGUACAACGGGCCUAAGAGUAGCUUUACAAUAGCGGCGACAAGGAUGCUGACUAGAUGUGUGGAGCGUUUGAGAGAGAAGGAAGACAGGCUGAUGAGGCUGGAAAGGGCCAUCAAUCCUUUGUUGGACAAUGAUCAAGUGGCCUUUACUUAUUUACUGGAGAAUAUUAUGAAUACUAAAUUGAAGGCCUUGUCUGAAUCGUGGCCUUUCCAUAAACCGGUCAAUAAGAAAAAUGUUAAGGAUUAUUAUACUAUUGUCAAGAGACCUAUGGAUUUAGAGACUAUUAGCAAGAAAAUUAUAAGUCACAGAUAUUAUAAUCGGCACGAUUUCCAAGCGGAUGUGGAACAAAUACUGGAAAAUUGCAUUUUGUAUAAUGGAAAAGAUUCGCCGUUUACGGAAAAGGCAGAGUUGCUGGUGCAGACUUGUAAAGCUGCUCUCGAUGAGUUUGAUGAACAUUUAACCGCUCUGGAAAACAAACUAACCUCGGAGCAAGAAAAAGCGGCCCAAGACGACGACAACUGGAUGGGAACCGACGAAGAAAGUUACCACAUGGACGCAAGUUCACCAGAACAUGCAACAUCCCCUGGCAAAAGUCAAGAGGAGGACUACGAUUUUGUGGAUGUUGAAGGCGACAUUCAACUAGAUGAACCUAUGCUCAUACCCAAACAGCCUAGGAAACGUUUCAAAAGUGAACAGGCAGAUACUUUGGAACAAGAUUUGUUGUUUUCCAGUGAAGAUGAGCUAGAUGAGGUGCCUCUGACUGAAUUUGAGCCUGAGCCAGAGCAAAAAGGGCUUUUAAUUUCUGCUGAAAUUCCUAUAGAGGAUGACAGUCAACAAGCUGCUGAAGCAAUGGUGCAGCUUGGUUCAAUGGGCUUCUAUCAGCAAGAAGAAUUAAACACACCUGAGACUUUAAUCUUUAAAGAAGAAAGUUUAGAUGUUGAUGUUGAUCCAAAUUACGAUCCUUCAGAUUUUCUUAUGUCUGGAUUAGCAUCUGUGCGUAAAGUAGAUGAUCCAGUUCAAGGCCAAGAAAUUAAAAUCCAUGACGAUUUGGCAGUGAGUGAAAGUGAGGAUGAAGAAAAUCAUCAGCAUUUGCAACAAGAACCGGAUAAUAUACCUGAAGAUGACGAUGGGGUUUGGUUUUAA
Messenger RNA from Ceutorhynchus assimilis (cabbage seed weevil), 5562 nucleotides. NCBI's taxonomy places the organism in Eukaryota, Metazoa, Arthropoda, Insecta, Coleoptera, Curculionidae. The record is from the annotation of a GenBank genome assembly.